CCAGUUCAGCGUGGUCGUUUCGGCAUGCGCACUUUUCGAGACUGAGGUGAAAAAAAAUUCACCAAAUUCUACGUGUGAACGCACCCAUCCCUCCGACUCAUACACCAGCUACAGACGUACAGCGAUGGCGGGCACCUGGUAACGCUAUACUCGUAGGGAGCUGAAAAUGUCGGCGGCUUCUCCUCAGCCUCCGCCAACUGGGUUAUCGCCAACAUCUGGCUGUCCUGGACUCUCGCAGCUGCUGGGGAGGCAGCAGAAAACGGUCGGGCUGAACGACUUUGGAAGUCUUUUUCAGCUAGGCGAGAACAACAACAAAAUUCAACAUGGCCGCCAACAAGUCCAGAGUCAUCCUGAUGCAGAGAACCCCAUUGUGACAGAGGCUGAGGAUCUAGCCAGGUUCUACAUCCAAACAAAAAUCAGUAACAGGAAAUCCAGUCCACCCAGCAAGACAGCGGCAACUCUACAGAGAACGGCAGACGAGCUCCUGGAGCGGCACCAGUAUUUCUUCAACGGCAUGGUCAACAGGCUACAGAUCUCACCUGAGACAAGCUACACCACCUUCAAGAACGUGGCAGAUGAAAUGUUAAAGGACGAAACGGUCAACUGGGGCCGCGUCGUCGCCCUGUAUGCCUUUGCCGGCAGAAUAGCCGUCCACUGUAGAGAGCAGAACCCAGAGGUGGCCGAAACAGUCGGCGAAUUUCUGGGAAAAUACGUUGGAAGCAACCUCGCUGGUUGGAUCAAAGAACAUGGGGGAUGGGAAACCUUGAACAAUGUGUUCCGGAAGGAUCAACCCGUGGAAGUCACCCUUCGGAAUGGACUUAUCUUCACUGCAGCUGCACUAGGCGCUGCUGCAACAGUUCUCAAGCUCAUCUCCUGAACCAGUGUUGCAGUAUCACACGAUCUGUUCCAAGUCACGUCACUCAGACUUUCACUGUCAAUUAUGCUGACUGUUUGUUUGACAGAAAUAUGCAGGAAGGAUACAUUUUUUGCCUUUGAACAUUUCAGCAUGUCCUAUAGGGGUACAUGGAAUGGAGUAUUGUCACAGGUUGAACAGGUCUUCAGUGGCAGCUACUGUGGAAAAUUACAGGAACAUGGUUAAUUGAGAAAGGAACUUGUGUUGGUAUUUCAUUCCAUGUAGCCCAUACAUGCACACUGUGUGAUUCAAAGGCAAAGAAGUGUCCCUGCUUAUUUCUGUUGGCAUUAAUUGAUGACAUCUUAAGCAUUAAGUAGUGAGUCAUAAGUCACAUAAAGGUUAGUCACAAAUAUCUUACAUACUAGGCAUUAUGUAAUUACCUGCUACAAUGUAUUACUGGAAACAGAUUUGUAGAUUGAGUUUGGGAAAUUGUAAAGAGGCCACCUCAUGUCUGAAGAUCUUGAAUCAUGCCUGGAAAAGCGUUAUCUACAGUGCCAUCUUAUGGAGAGUGGUGCUCAAGUGCUUAUGAAUGAUAAGUGAAGGAAACCCACUUCUUCAAAAGCAAUAUACCAAAGGCUUAUGACUUCUUUUGACAUUCUUGAUCGAGGUGACCUCUAUCAUACUGUACCAUAAUUACAACAAAGUGCCUUUUGUUUAUAUGAUGUAACUAUCAUUGCUUAUUAAUUUUUGUGCAUAAUUUGUAUAUUGCGUGUAUUUUAGAUGUCAUAAGGAAUGAGUUUGAGCCGUCAUGUUGCAUGUGGACAAUGAUACAAAGGUUAUUUCUACACAGAUGAAUAUAGAGGCUGCGUUGGUACAUGUACCUUGCAGUAGAGGCCUAGCUGUGUAACAGAUGGCCAAUGCUGUGACUGAUACUAGUACUAGUAACAACUGCAGGACUAUUCACCAAGUGCAACCAAGCAGCCUUCUAAGUAUUCUUACAUCCUAAGACUGGAAAACAGAAACUCAGAGAGAGGAUAUUUUGAGGAUCAAAGAAAGAUAAGUCCUUGAUGAAGAAACGUCUACUUUGUAAUGAUGACUUUUGUAUUUGUAUGAUAUGCCGUGAAUUUGUAAAAUUGUACUUACAGGGAUCAGUGAAUUUAGUAAGGGAUAACUGCCAUUGGUGCUGGAAACUGCCUUAUAUGGUUAUAUCGAAAUUUAGUAAUUAACCCUUCUUUCCUCCCAUCAUUGGUUCUACAAAAUACCUUCUGUGCUUCGUGAGUCUGUCGUAUCCAAUCUUGCCAACCUGCAGACAGUCCAAGUUCCAGUAUACCACACACUGGUCUGUACAGAUGAAUGCUGUGUAUGUAUGACUGUAACACUCUGGUAAAGACUUGAGAACAGUGGACUCAUGUGUACAGAUGUUGACUUGUGUACUGUCCUGUUCCAGUGGCUGAGUGUGUGUGCUAUGCUCCCUCCUGUUGGAAGGCCAAUCAAGGGGAUAAGUGCAGGGGGAGGUAAAGGGGAUGGUCCAGGCCCGUGCAGAUCUUCAGAAAAACCGAGUUCUCCUGUGUGUGUUCUCUGAGAGAGUGCAAGCAGGAGAAUCCACUGAGGAUCUGAGCUUUGCCUGGAGACAGUAAGUCAUUACAUGAAGGUACCGGUAAGGAACAGGGUUGUGUACAUUGUAAUCAGCAAUCCUGUUGGGGUGGGUGUCCCUUAGCCUGGUUACUAAACCUUUUAUAGGUUUGAUAACCAGGCUAGGUGUCCCUUGGUUGUGUAUGGCCUAGUUACCACAUUCUAUGUAUGUCACUUCUUUCAUGAUCAUGUAAGGAACCUUCAAAGCUUUUUUCAAUGGAAUUUUUUUCUUGUCAUGAUGACUCAUUCUAUUGAGAAUCUCAGUUCAAUUGAUUUGUUUACUUGCAGGAAUAGCCUGGAUGACUCAUCAGUCAAUGACAAAAAAGAGAUGAUGCAAAGUGUUUAUCUUACUGGUAAUACCAGACUCAGGUCCCCCAGGCAACAGGAUCAGUACAUUGCACAAUGGCCUGUGCUGAUUUCAGAAUUAUAUCCAUUUGACUGAUGGCUAAAUUUGUAUCAAGAAUCUUCUCCAAAUUCUUUCACAGAAGUAUGGCAGCUUGGUUCAUAAAGAACUGUUAUUUCAGUAUUAGAGAUGACAUACUUCAAAAGGAAUAGCCUGGGUACCAUCCCUAUAUGUUACACUGCUCAGCUAAGCACAGAGCGGAGCAAAUAUGGAUGCUACCCAGCCUACACAAGGAACACAAUGCAAGAACUGUGUCAGGAAACCACAUAUAUUUCACUGAUGGAAGGUGUAUUUGUAAAUCAGGCCGGUGAUGAGAGGAUAUUUCAACAUGGGAUAGCAAAUUGCAAGUAUAUGUAGGAGGUAUUAGACUGGCAACAAACUAUAUGGACAUGUUGCACACAAUUGAGUGUGAUGAGUAAUGAAGAUGACUUCUCAAGCUAGAAGGGACGUGACAAUUGCAAGAACAAGGACAUUAGACAUGAGUUGAGAGCCACUCAGUGAAGCCAUCUUCAUUUCUGUUAUGGUUUUGGAAGAUUUUAUUUGUUUAGCCCUCUCCCUGCUUAGGUACACGCAAAGAUUGCCCCUAAGCAGGGAGCAGGUUGAUUUUUUCAGGUUUGGUAUAUUUUGUCAUGGAAGAUUAUAUGCACAUUGUGUUUUUAAAGACAUUAUGUUUUAACAUUGGAAUAAAGUCUAUGUGGUACUGGUGCCUCAUCCUUAAA
Branchiostoma belcheri (Belcher's lancelet) is the source of this 3607-nucleotide messenger RNA. Its product is annotated as anti-apoptotic protein NR13-like. Lineage: Eukaryota; Metazoa; Chordata; Leptocardii; Amphioxiformes; Branchiostomatidae. Bases 167 to 877 code for a protein of 236 amino acids. The record is from RefSeq and is a predicted model, not a curated record. Gene Ontology annotation, molecular function: protein heterodimerization activity; protein homodimerization activity. Gene Ontology annotation, biological process: intrinsic apoptotic signaling pathway in response to DNA damage; extrinsic apoptotic signaling pathway in absence of ligand; regulation of apoptotic process. Gene Ontology annotation, cellular component: mitochondrial outer membrane. The transcript is spliced from 4 exons.